This is a messenger RNA of Nicotiana attenuata, 4360 nucleotides long. RefSeq names its product mediator of RNA polymerase II transcription subunit 33A. Lineage: Eukaryota; Viridiplantae; Streptophyta; Magnoliopsida; Solanales; Solanaceae. The transcript is spliced from 12 exons. The record is from RefSeq and is a predicted model, not a curated record. The coding region runs from base 123 to 4082 and encodes 1319 amino acids. Gene Ontology annotation, biological process: regulation of phenylpropanoid metabolic process. Gene Ontology annotation, cellular component: mediator complex.
UCAAAAGCCUGCCUUCCAAGGAGGAGUAUAUCAAAAGUCAAAACUCAAAAUCUGAACAAACUCUUGGAAACUCCAUUACCCUUUUCUUCUGUGGAACAAAGAGUGAUGACAGAGUAAUGUAAAUGGAAGUAUCUAUGGAUUGCAGCCUUUGGGACAGUGUUUUGGAGCUAACUAAGGUAUCCCAAGAAAAGGGUGGUGAUCCAUUGGUUUGGGCAAUACAAGUUUCUUCAUGUCUGAGUUCAGCAGGGGUAUCUUUGCCUUCUCUUGAAUUAGCCAAUUUCUUGGUAUCUCACAUUUGUUGGGAAAACAAUUUGCCUAUAGUGUGGAAGUUUUUGGAGAAGGCCUUGGUUCUCAAGAUUGUGUCUCCCAUCAUUGUUUUCCCUCUUCUUUCCAGCAGGGUAAUCCAAAAUCGGCGCUUGAGGCCGGCUGCAUUUAGGCUCUACAUGGAACUCCUCAGAAGACAUAUUUUUACUCUUAAAAUCCAUGUAAACAUGCAAAGCUAUAAGAAGAUUGUGAGUUUCUUGGAUAGCGUCCUCUAUUUGACUGAGAUAUUUGGCAUGCACGCUGAUGAGCCUGGUGUUCUUGUUGUUGAGAUUAUCUUUUCAAUUGUUUGGCAAUUACUCGAUGCAUCAUUGGACGAUGAAGGGUUGCUCCAACUUACUCCAGAAAAGAAAUCUAGAUGGCCAACUAAGCCUGAAGAUAUGGAGAUAGAUGGCUGCAUUACUGAUAUGGAGAGAAAUGAACACAAAGAACGGUUGAAGAAUUUAAAUACUCUUCUGGCUAUUGAGUUGAUAGCACAAUUUUUACAAAAUAAAGUAACUGCCAGGAUUCUUUACUUGGCUCGCCAAAACAUGCCCGUACAUUGGGGAGCUUUUGUUCAGCGUAUACAACUACUAGCUGGAAAUUCAUCAGCAUUGCAAAGUUCAAGCGUUAUAUCACCCGAGGCACUUCUUCAGCUGGCAUCAGAUGCUCACAAUUUAAUCAAAACAAAUUCCUUACAAGAACGUUAUGUCAGAAGCACUUUACGAUCUCUAGCUACUUGUGCUGGUCUUUGUUUUGGGAGUAGCCGUUCUUCCCUUUGGCUUCCUCUAGAUCUCUUCCUGGAAGAUGCAAUGGAUGGUUCACAAGUUAAUGCUACAAGCGCUAUUGAAAUUAUAACUGACUUAGUCAAGUCCCUACAAGCAAUCAAUGCUACAACUUGGCAUGAGACAUUUUUAGGACUUUGGAUGGCAGCUCUACGACUUGUUCAAAGGGAGAGGGAUCCAAUUGAGGGCCCUAUGCCUCGCCUGGAUACUCGCUUGUGCAUGUUGUUCUCUAUCAUAACACUUGUCGUUGCCGAUCUUAUUGAGGAAGAGGAAAGUGAAGCAUGUGAUGAAAUUGAAUCCAGCAUAGGCAGGCACAUGAAAAAACAGGUUGCAGGCACACGUCGUAGGGAUAUAGUCUCUUGUUUACAGAGUCUGGGCGAUUAUCAAAGCUUGCUAACGCCGCCUCAGGCAAUCACUACUGCAGCCAACCAGGCUGCUGCUAAAGCAAUGAUGUUUAGAUCAGGCAUCAAUACCAACAGUUCAUACUUUGAGUGCAUCAACUUGAAGGAUUUGCCAAUCAACUGUUCUGGUAACCUGUAUCAUUUGAUAGUUGAGGCAUGCAUUGCCAGAAAUCUGCUGGACACUUCUGCUUAUUUCUGGCCCGGCUACGUGAAUGGACGCAUGAACCAGUUACCGCACAGUAUGCCAACUCAAGUGCCUGGUUGGUCAUCAUUUAUGAAGGGAGCCCCAUUGACUCAAGCAAUGAUUAAUGCUUUGGUUUCUGCUCCUGCUUCAAGUUUAGCAGAGCUUGAGAAGAUUUUCGAGAUGGCGGUCAAAGGAGCAGACGAUGAGAAGAUAGCUGCUGCCACCAUUCUUUGUGGAGCCUCACUAAUUCAUGGUUGGAAUAUACAGGAACAUGCUGUUAAUUUCAUAACCAGGUUAUUGUCUCCUCCAGUUCCUACUGACUACUCUGGUAAAGAUAGCCAUUUGAUAGGCUAUGCCCCAACGUUAAAUGUCUUACUCGUUGGAAUAGCACCAGUGGACUGUGUUCAGAUUUUCUCCCUUCACGGCAUGGUCCCACAACUUGCUGCUUCAUUAAUGACAAUUUGUGAGGUGUUUGGUUCAUGUGUUCCUAAUAUCUCAUGGACGCUGACAACAGGAGAGGACAUCUCAGUGCAUGCUGUGUUCUCAAAUGCCUUUGCUCUACUACUAAAGUUAUGGAGGUUCAACCAUCCACCUAUUGAAUAUAGAGUCGGAGAUGUGCCCCCUGUGGGAUGCCAACUAACUCCUGAAUACCUCCUACUAAUGAGGAAUUCCCAUCUUGUGUCUUCCGGAGACAUGCUAAAGGAUCCAAAUAGAAGGAGGCUUGCAGCUGUUGCAAGUUCAUCUUCUCCUAAUCCUAUAUUUGUGGACUCAUUUCCAAAAUUGAGAGUUUGGUAUAGGCAACAUUUGGCAUGUAUAGCUUCAACUUUGUCAGGUCUUGUAAAUGGGACUCUUGUCUGUCAAACUGUUGAUCUUUUACUCAAUAUGAUGUUCAAAAAGAUUAAUGGGGGAAGUCAGAGUUUGAUCUCCAUAACAUCCGGAAGUAGCAGCUCUUCUGGAACUGGAAGUGAGGAUACUUCUCCAAGGCCUAAGUUACCUGCUUGGGACAUCCUCGAAGCCGUUCCUUUUGUGGUUGAUGCUGCUCUAACAGCAUGUGCUCAUGGAAGACUUUCUCCCCGUGAACUGUGCACAGGACUUAAAGAUUUGGCUGAUUUUCUUCCUGCAUCGCUAGCAACCAUUGUAAGCUACUUCUCAGCUGAGGUCACUCGUGGUGUUUGGAAACCAGUUUUUAUGAAUGGCACUGAUUGGCCAAGUCCUGCUGCAAAUCUCUCCAAUGUUGAGGAACAAAUCAAGAAAAUUCUAGCAGCCACUGGUGUAGAUGUCCCAAGCCUUGCUGCAGGCGGAAGCUCGCCGGCAAUCCUUCCACUGCCAUUGGCUGCAUUUGUCAGUCUUACUAUAACGUAUAAACUCGAUAAAGCGUCCCAGCGUUUUCUCAAUCUGGCAGGCCCCGCUCUGGAGUCACUUGCAGCUGGCUGCCCUUGGCCAUGCAUGCCAAUUGUGGCUUCUUUGUGGACCCAAAAGGCAAAAAGGUGGAGUGACUUCCUUGUGUUUUCUGCAUCUCGAACCGUCUUUCUCAACAACAACCAUGCAGUCAUUCAGCUUCUCAAAAGUUGCUUCAUGACCACCCUUGGUUUGAACUCUUCCUCCAUAUCAAGCAAUGGUGGUAUUGGUGCACUUCUUGGACACGGAUUUGGAUCACAUUUCUAUGGUGGUAUUUCUCCGGUUGCCCCAGGUAUUCUGUAUCUACGAGUUUACAGAUCCAUCAGAGACAUCAUGUUCUUGAGAGAAGAGAUUGUUUCUCUUCUGAUGCAAUCUAUAAGUGAUAUAGCACACAGUGAUCUUCCAAGACAAAGGUUGGACAAACUGAAGAUACCCAAAAAUGGAAAGAAAUUUGGAAAUGUUUCACUUGCUAAAACAAUGACAAGGGUGAAAUUAGCUGCCUUGCUUGGGGCUUCUUUAUUAUGGUUAUCUGGUGGCUCAGGGCUGGUGCAGUCAUUAAUAAAAGAGACUCUUCCCUCUUGGUUCUUGUCUGUUCACAGCUCCAAUCAAGGAGGUGAGGGUGGUCUAGUUCCGAUGCUCAAGGGGUAUGCACUGGCAUACUUUGCAGUACUCUGUGGAGCUUUCGCGAGUGGUGUCGACUCGUUAUCCAUGGCAUCAAAGAGACGUCCAAAAAUCAUUGGGCGUCACGUGGAAUUCAUAGCCAGUGUCUUGGAUGGCAAAAUAUCACUUGGUUGUGAUCCAGCUACUUGGCAUGCCUACGUGUCGGGAUUUGUGAGCCUGAUGGUUGGUUGUACACCAACUUGGGUGUUUGAAGUAGAUGCUGAGUUGUUAAAGAGGCUCAGUAAAGGCUUGAGACAAUGGCAUGAGGAGGACCUUGCUCUUGCUUUGCUUAGCAUUGGUGGUGUUGGUACAAUGGGAUCAGCUGCAGAAUUGAUCAUGGAGGUUUCAUCAUAGUAUUUCUUCUUACCAUAAGAAAUUUUGUAGGUAGAUUGUUAUUGGUAGUUUAAACUUAGUGUUCAACCAAGGAACCUUGUGUACAGUUUAAAGGUGUAACCUUACUUUAUGUGCUUUUUAGGCUGUUUGUUGAUAGGAGGGAAGUCAUGUACAUUUGGUGUGAAAAUAUGUCUUUUGGGUUCGAAUUACUAAAGAUUAUAUCUAUGUGAUAAACAAGAUUGAACCAACUUUUGUCUUUUGAGGUGAUAUUGAAGGCACAGGAUCCUCUAUUACACUGC